UUAAGAUUGUUCUUGCGGGUGAGGGAAAGUCGUGCCAUGAAAGUUCCGAUAUUCGUUUGUGUGGUUUUCGCGGUGACCGCGGUGUGCGCUGAUUGGGCAGAGGAUGCAUGGCAGGCGAACCAGUUGAUCCCGGAGGCGGCCAGGGUAUUGGCUUUGAAACAUUCGAAGCGCAUGAUUGGGCUGGAGAAAAUCAUCGGUGGUCACAAAGUUGAUGUGAAGAAUUUUCCGUACCAAUUGUCACUGAGAAGCAAUGGAAACCAUAUUUGCGGCGCAUCAGUAAUUUCACGCAACUGGGCUCUAACGGCGGCACAUUGUUUAUACCCGGGGCGGGAUAUCGCGACCAUUACGGUACGAGCAGGAAGCAGCGGUCGGCUGUCAGGUGGGCAGAUCUAUAAUGUGACACAAAUAGUUUUCCAUCCGCAAUACGAUUCAACGAUGUUUGAUAAUGAUGUGGCUCUGUUAAAGGUUGCAGUUGCGUUCAGUGGACCGAAUGUCGCUCCGGUUCUACUGGUUCCGGAAGGAUACGAACCUGUUGAAGGUGUUCGAAGCAUGGUGUCAGGAUGGGGAAGAACGCUUACGGAUUUAAAUUUACCAACAAUGUUGCAUGCUGUUGAUAUACCAAUUGUUGGAAGAACGACAUGUACGCGUUCUUGGGGAGAAGACCUUGUGACUGCUAACAUGAUCUGCGCCGGGCAGGAAGGUCGGGACUCGUGCAACGGAGAUAGUGGAGGACCGCUGGUAUCUGGUGGCCGUCAAAUUGGAGUUGUAUCUUGGGGUUCGACCGAUUGCGGUGGACCACUGCCCGCGGUUUAUACCCAUCUAGGACGAGUAGGCGUCAGAACGUUCAUUCGUCGUUUCAGCGGAGUCUAAAUUUUAAACCGUAUUGUUGGGAGCGUGCGAAAUCGUACUUAUCUUCAGAUAUAUUGCUUCGUUAUCGGUAAAAUGUUUGGUUAUCAAUCAGUAUGAGGAAAACGGAGGCGCAUGCCACCGUUAUUGAAUGUUUUGACGUAUUGUUUUGAUAAGAUAACUACAUUUUAUUGCCAGUAGUAAUUACAGAAAACAAGGUAGAGCUGUAAAAUUAACUGACUAGACAAAAUUGUAGUGUGCAAUUGAAACUGUACUUUUUUCAAGGUAAUGUAGAUGUGGAUUUAUAACUACGAGAUGGCGACUAAAAGUUUAUUACACUCAGUAUUUUUUUUAUUUAAUAAAUGUUUGCAUGACAAUAGUUUUUUAUUUAGUCCGUUCAUUGUACAGUUUGAUUUGCUAGAGGGAUGGAAAACUGCAGUAGGGGAACUCUGGGUAGGACGGACAGGUGGGGUAAGACGGGCACAUGGCUAUUUUA
This is a messenger RNA of Topomyia yanbarensis, 1342 nucleotides long. RefSeq names its product trypsin 3A1-like. The record is from RefSeq and is a predicted model, not a curated record. Lineage: Eukaryota; Metazoa; Arthropoda; Insecta; Diptera; Culicidae. Gene Ontology annotation, biological process: proteolysis. The coding region runs from base 37 to 870 and encodes 277 amino acids. The transcript has 5 exons. Gene Ontology annotation, molecular function: serine-type endopeptidase activity.